Lecanosticta acicola is the source of this 1560-nucleotide messenger RNA. The record is from the annotation of a GenBank genome assembly. NCBI's taxonomy places the organism in Eukaryota, Fungi, Ascomycota, Dothideomycetes, Mycosphaerellales, Mycosphaerellaceae.
AUGCCAGAGAACAAUAUGGCCGAGCGCCUCACGGCCGCUAUUGCAGCGGAGAUCAAGCGAAAGGCCGACGUGCAGUCAGUGAGCACAAAAGCGACGGCGGAUGUCGAGGAUGCGCAGCUCGAGUUGACGCGCAUCACAAAGGAGAGCGAGGUCGCCAAGGCCAAGGCGAGUCGCGAUCUUACUGCCAUUAAGGCGCGCAUCACGGUAAGCGUGUUCUGCUGCAAAGAACAGCCAUCAAGCGACACUAAUCGAGUCUAGGAGCUCAGCCGUCUGCUAGUCAAGGAAGAGGAGGACGUUGAGAAGGAUAAGCUGGAGGAGUUGCUUCGCCCUGUCGUGAUCGAGACCGAGCUUCCCCCUCCAGAGGCGACGAUCAACGAGACUUCGGCGGAUGGCGAGCCUCGUCAGAAGCGCACUUCGACCGCACCUGGGACCACUGCACCUUCUCGUCCUGCCCGGUCCGGCCGCAAGCCUACCCAGCACACACACCGCGGCGGACCCUUUUCCGAGUUGGCAGAAGACUCCACAGACGCCCAACUGAACGCCAUGCUCGACGACUGUCCCGACUACACCUCCCUCCCACAAUGCACUAUCAUCGUUAAAGGCAAAGGCGAAGGCGAAGAGCAGCCGUGGUACGAGUUGCAGUGCCCUGAGUGCCACGGGAACUGGUCCGACAGCCACGGCGGCUCUCUUCUCAAGGGCGUUGCAGGCAUGGCGACCCAUGUGCAGAAGUCUCAUCAGUACGAGAAGAAGGAUCUCAGCGACCCUGUCAUCCUAGAGCUCUGCAAUAUUCGUACGGUCGAGAAAGACGAGUUACAUCACAUCCUCCGUGGCGGACAUGAGGGCGGCUUGUACGUCGAGCAGAAGCCGCUCGAGACCACCGUCUCCACCUCCUGCCGUGCUGUCGUCAAGAAGCAGAACGAGUACACCGAAGACUGGAAGUUCGUUAAGGACAAGAAGCACUUUGUAGGCUCCUGUCCUUGUAUCGUCCAGCAUCCAGAGGGCCACUGGGUGCUUCUCGAGUGUCCCGUCUGCCAUGGAAACUACACCAGGAACGGUGGCUACCUCCAGAACGGCGUCAAGGGCUUUCAAGACCAUCUGUUCCACGCUCAUGGAGAGCUGCGUAUGACCUCAGGGCCACGCAAGAUCAUAGAUCGCUGCUUCGUGAAGAACAUGACCGAGGAUGAGGUCCUCCAGAUCAAGAAGGCAGAACCAGGCGCUCCUCUGCCGGCUCAGAAGCUGAUCAAGAGCACCAUACCACCCAAGAGCACGAUCCCGGCUAAGCGCGACGUCUCCACUCUGGAUGACUCGGAUAGCUUGAUCAACAACAAAUCAACCCGCUCGGGCAUCAAGAGACAGGUCCUCUCCAACGGCAAAGCUGCGUCUACUGCGUAUGGAGCAGAUGGCGAUCAGGACGACGAAGAGCCGCCAACAGGUGAUUUCGUCGAGGAGAAUGAGCCUGAGGAGGAGGAGGAGCAGACCCAGAACCUUCUGGAUGCUGUUGAGGUUGUGGAGGUCGACGACGAUGAGUCUGGGGGGAACGAGACCGAGGAAGAAGAGUAG